UGGAACAGUAGUAUCGUCUCGCGAGGUCAAACAACAAGAAGUCUAAAGAAUGUCAUCCGGCGAUCACUACAAGGUGAAAAUAUAGAUACUGUUAUAAUGGGAGGUUCAAUCUCAGCAGGUGGAGGAUUAAACUAUGACAGAGAAGACCUCAGGGGAGUGUACUAUCGCGUUUUUGCUGACUGGUGGCAAAAAGCCAUCCAACCUUUAACGGGUUCUUCCAUCAAACUUCAUAACUUGGCUGUAGGCGGAACAGGAAGUAACUUUUUCGCUUUUUGCUACAGAACUUUGCUAAAUCCAGGCACUGAUAUAGACUUGGCGUUUCUUGACUUUACAGUCAACGAUUAUCUCCAGUUUUCAGGUUCCAAAUUUCCCACAGCCUUACCAUUGGAACAACUCAUCCGAGAAGUUCUUAGCGAAAAGAAGUCUCCACCAAUUUUUUUCAUUGACUUUGUAAGAGGGGUUUCAAAAAGUCCUACCUGCAAUAACUUAGAGAAUCACGGUCAAACAGUUCUCGCUCAAAACUAUGGAAUAACCUCAAUAACUCUCCGCAAAUUUUUCUGCUUGAAUCCAUCAAAUGGAAAAAACUAUCCAAGAAUGUUUGCUUCUGACGGGAACCACCCUAGUAUUCUGUCUCAUGCUCAGGUCGCUUUAUUGAUCAUAAAUUAUGUUCGAAAGACAAUUCUAGAAGUAAUUGACACUAUAGCUAUUUCAAAGCAAAAGAGCAUAGUUUUUAACAAUUUUUCCACCAGCCUGGGUGACCUCCCAAAACCAGUGUUUAGGAAGAAUCUGAGAGAGUUUCUUGACAAACCACGCUGUUUUACGCAAAUAUUACCCGAUGCUACGAAAAAUUCGUCAUUACAUCAAACAUUGCAGGUAAGAGAAAUCGGGAACUUCGGAUUUCAAGUUUUGCCGAAGACAUUCAUAAACCAACCUGGCCAGGUGAAUCCAGUCAUGACUCUUAACGACGGCUUCCAGAAAUUUCGGACGGAUGCUUAUAGAGGGUGGAAGGCGAAUUCUAUGGGUUCUCUUCUUGAACUGGAAAUAUUCCUCCCAUUAGUUAAAUUGUCCCCUAUGGAUAAACGAUUUAUGAUUAUGGAGGAGCCCACAAGAAGUGUUGCUAUAGCCGUACGGACUCACAAUAAUGGGGCAAACGCCAGGGUGUGGAUAGACGAGUUUGAGGAAAAUGGAGUUUUAAUAAACACUAGCUCUAUGUAUGGACACACCAAACUUCAUACCAUCGUCCAGCACGCAACACAGGGUCGUCACGUUCUUAGCGUGAGGACGACGACAGCUGGGGUUUUUACUUUAGUGGGUGUAAUGAUUGGUCCAGUAUACAAGUGAAAGUUUUUUCCGAAGGUGUCCUAACCUGACUCAGUGGAAAAAUUUUCACGUGAGCUUACUAUUUGGCGACAUUCGGCGGCCAAAAUAAUUCGGAAUAUUCUUUGAAAAGGAAAAGAAAGAAAGAAAUAAAAGUCUUCACGGCAGGAUAUUUGCCAUUGGUCCCUAGCUCAACUUUGUUUAGUUGUGAGACACGUAUCUUUAAUAAGCCAUUUGCACGAUGACAUCAUUUUACUACUACAACCAGAAUCUUUCAGGGUUUUGCUUUCUUGUGCAAAUUAGGGCUUUGGUUAUUUAAACCUCACUGGGAUUACAAAAUUUAAAUAUGAAAGGAAAAAAGAAAAGGAUUCUGGUUGUAGUAGUAAAAUGACGCCAUCGUGCAAAUGGACUAUUUAAGAUUUUUUAUAAACCUCUCUCCCACACUCAAGCAUUCAGAUCAAAGAGGAAUCAAAAGCCAAACGAACCAGCCUUAUCAUCAUCAGGUCGAGCCAGCUCGGGCAAAACGGACCAACCUCAUAAUUAUUAACGUUUCUCCUUCUUUGAUUGACUUUCAUAUCUUGCCUAACUCUAAUGCCAUUAUUUAAAUUGAUCCUCCGUUAUGCAUUAGCAAAAAUUCCUCGACCUCUUUUCUCGUAACGUGCUUGCGAGGAAGCUAAAGUGGCUAACAGAAGGAACACCUUAGGAGGAAAGAUAUAUGGGAAAAGAGGAAGGGCAAGAGGGGAUGGCUCAAAAACAUACGUGUCUCUUUUGGCAAAAAUUCAUCAGCCAAUAACAGAAGUUUGAACACUUGUGCUAGGCAGAGAACGUUCUUGAUGAUCACAGUUGGGUCUUUCAUGCAGAGGGAUAAGCAGUUAGAAAGAGAGGGUUAACGCUGAUCAAUGCAAAUGUUGGAGGCUUACCUCAAUGAUCCUUCAAUGGGGUUGUUUCUUAGUGUUUCAGAAACCAUUGUUGGUGCUCUUUUGUGUUGUGAGGUGGGCAUUGUUAACUGUCUUCGUCCGUAACACCAAGAAACUACGAUUGAGAGUGAGUCUUUAAACAUUGCAACAUUGCAGUUUAAACAUUGCAAAAUAAGGAGUAGUAUAGGUUGCACCGGUUAGGCGUCUUUUUUGCGGUGGAAUCUCAUUAACUUGCGGUGGAAACAUUAACGACGAUGAUGUCUUAUGCAUAAACUGCGGUGGGAUGCGGUGAUAUUUUAAGGUGACUCGACCCAGUUUUUUUUUUGGGGGGGAGGGUACCAUCCUACUUUGAAGCUCUCUGGUAUCCCCUCCUUUACUUUUAUCGUAAGUCUAACACAUAGAAUGGAUAACAUAGAUCAAUCUACAAUAUAACAUAAAAUUUUUGGCGAUCGGAGUAAAUGUCACGUGGUUAUAAUGCCACGCCCCUUCGAGGUCUGAGUCCAAAAUCUGCUGUUGCCGGCAUUUUUUCGUGAAAAUCUCUCGGCUACACAUAGUGCGCAUUAGUGCCUUGAGCUGAACAGAGUUUCACCAAAAUCGCAAAGACCCAAUUCAAGAAAUUCAGUGGUUUCCAAAUUUAGGUCAUAGUUUAUGCGAAAAUGAUUUGAAAACUUUACACGAUUAUAUCUAAUAAACUAUGAGAUUCAUCCCUUUAUUUUGGGCAUCGUUAUAACAGAUGGGUCCUUGCAAGUCAGCAAAACGCUUUAGGGCCUUGUAAAUGCGCGCGAUUUCGAGCAAAGCAAACAUAUAGAAAUUAUAGUUUUCGCUAUUUGUUGACGUUUGUCAGCGUUUAAGAGUCCUUCUCACGAAAAAAGCAUUUUCUAAAAAAUUCGUAGCUUUUUUCCUUCAAAUUUUUUCAGGGGCUACAAUUGAUUAACUAACUACCGGGACUCUGAAUUUCAUGAUCAUUGAAAAACUGUGACAUUAUCUUCUAUAAGCCCAAACUUGAGUAAACAUUGAAGAUAUUUAGCGUUUUGGCUUCUAUUAUAAGGAACAGUCAACGGCGAAUUCAAACUCCCUCAAAAUCGCUCAAAAAACCGCUUUUGAGGUAAAAGGACGACUAUAUACCACAGGUAAGGUAAUUCAACGUUUAUUUAUCAUUGAUUUAUAUACAUAGUUUGCGACAUAUCGCUAUAGGUGAGGCAAACGGUAACUGCAGAACAUUUACUAUAAAAUAACAAUCGGCUACACAAACAGAUUGUGCGGGCUCCCUGUGGUGACACGCAUAUUAAUUUUCUACGGUUAUUGUUUAUGGUCGGCAUGAUUUGCCCUCUGAUGUAAGAGCGUUUUCUUUGACCUCUUUUGAAAAGUAAAGCUCUUCAAUGCGGCCAAAUAAGGGUUUUGGGUUGUUUAAUUUCUCUGGCGAUUGCCUCCUGGAUCUGAAUAAUUUUAAGCGAUUUUCUUUUUGGCCGUGAAUGUGACGGUUUCCUACAAUGUCUUGUCACGCUGGGCCCAGCUCGUUAGCGUUUUUAGCAGGACGGAUAGUGAUAUCCAAAUCUCGAAGAAUGGAUUGCAGCUUAAACUAAAGCUAUAUUAACUAUGGAGAAUUGCGAUGUGACGCAGUCAUGACUGCUCAUGAAUUUUGACUGCCGCUUGUUUUUCUGGAGAUAAUGUGAGUCUUUGGACUGGAGCACGUCGUUCCUCCCUUGGUGAUAAAUUGCGACUGUUCUGUUAUUCUCACUUUGUGAUCAGGAAAGACCAUGGUUUAGGUUCUCCACGCGAACCUCAUCAGUUGCCGGUUUGGCUCUCUUCUUAGUUGCUUCUACAAGAGCAACUCUAGUUAUUUGUUCUGUGCUGUUAUUUGUUCUGCUCUAGUUAUUCGUUCUGUAAAUUGUGAUCAUGUCGAGUGUUGAUAGCGGCUGGCGCGUUUUUGACAGAUGUUGACAGAUUUCCAUGGAAGAGCCAAUCAGAGUUAUAGUUGUGAUAGCAACACAUUAGUUCAAAAGCUUGGGCUUUGUCUGUAGUCCCUCAUUUUCCUCUCUCCCUGCCGCGUGUCACCUUUUCUCGCGUGGGGUGAUUUUCACGCGCGCUCUCGUUUCGCUCGCCCUGCUAUCCCUGAGGAAAAAUGGGGGACUACUCGUAGUCUAGUGUCACAUCUGUAGUGUGAAAGCUGGCUAAAACAUCAAUAUUCUAGAUCUGAACAAGUUCGCUUACAUACCUCUUACAUGGCUGGCUGAUCCACACGUUCUGAGCUUAUUUCCUGCUACGACGAUUGGGCAAAAUCGCAUGACAACAGGAAGCUAACCAACAAUGCCUUCUUAGACUUUUCUAAAGUGUUUGAUAGUGUACAGUACGAGCGCCCUCUUUUUAAACUAGAGCGUCACGGCUGCUUCAGUGCAUGGGUUUGGUAAUUUGUCUGGCCGCAUGUAACGAGUCGUCCUGCGUGGUACCUGCUCGUCUUGGGCUCCUGUUUUGUCAGGAAUACCCCAGGGAACGAUUCUCGCGGACCUGUUUUGUUCAUCAUAUCUGAAAACGAUGUGCGCAGAUGACAACAAGAUUUACCGAAAAAUAUCCGAUAUAAGUAUUCCUCAUUCCUACGAAUGUUUCGCCUUAAUGGUAUUAGUCUGAGAUCUGGCAACUAAACUUUUAUGUGAACAAAUGUGAAGUUAUGCGUGUGACACACACCCAAAGCAAGUCUGGUAUAAAUAUACAUUAGUAGCGCAUUGAAAACAACAACAUUCAGCGGGUUCCGUAAAAGACCUCGGCAUUACAACUCCCCAUGACCUUUCAUGGACUAGAAAAGUGGCUGAGGUUGUCAACAAUGGGUAAGACGAUUUUUUUUCAAAUCAUACUCAGUUGUCUAACGUCAUUUGUUGUCAUUCGCUUUUAAUUCUGAGACUAAAAUUAUGCUGCGUUUACAGCAGCUGUUGGACUACUCAGACGUCUUUCCCACCUGACGUCUUCUGCGAAGAAGCUCAAAAAAUGAAAAUGGUCUAGCUGGAAGUUUGCCGCCAAGUCAACUCAUAUUGAUAAAAAAAAUUCAGGCAUGCCAGGCCAGGCCAGGUUCGGGUGAAGGGCUUUAACCAAUUGGACUAGCAAACCAACUGAGAGCUGGUCAUUAAAGUGGUUGGAAGUAUCCCGCCAAAGAUGACGCUUAAAAUGAGGCUAAACGGGCCAAAAAACGUGCAGUAUGCAGGGGCGUAGCCAGCUUUUUGACUUUUUGUAGGCCCAUCCCUAAGGUGACCCGGUAAUACAGUAGACAGAUCAGACCCUUAAGACUGUUAAUUGUAUGCAUAAUUAGUUGAAUCUGGAGUGUGUAUCUAAACUUCAAGAUAUUGAUCACAGUACCGCAAUAAAAAAGCGCCUUUCUCCAACGACACCCAAAUAGCUAAAAAAGAAGUUCCAUCCUCCUGUUUCCGGAUGCUGCAAAAUCGUCAACGACGUCUUCCGCAGAGAGAGAAAACCGUUUACAUAAAAAACCAUAAAACGGCUAUAAAUCGGCCCGUGGACCACACAGGAGAGACGUAACACACAUUUUAAGUAAGGUAAGCUGUUUUUUAUUGAAAUCCUUUCAUUCUACAGUUACAGAAACGAUAGGUUUUUUUCCCAUACAAAUCCUUAUAUUUUGAAUGUUACGCAACAAUGCCGAUGCUCGCCGAUGCUCAUAUUUCGAGCUUGGGCUACCUGUGAUUCAACUGUCGGCCAGCUAGUCUAGGUUUACAAACUGGGACGUCAUGCUGUGCCGCAAAAAAUACUGUCAUUUGAUUCAGCUCAAUCCAGGACUCGUCGUUACGCUCACUGCGAAGUGAUUAGAUGACCACUUUGGCCUGCGUGUGUACUUGGAGUAGGUUUAGGUCACCCCCUUGAAGAUAGUUGGUAAGAGGCACAAUAAAUUGUAGCAACCAUUCACAGUCAAUUAAUGCAAUUAUAAACUCGAACUUGAGCACGCUAUUGAUAAAUCCCCUUGCUUCUGAAUCUUGCAUAUUGUCAAGCACUUCUAAAGCCUUUAAGAUUACGUCAAAUGAUAACUUAUAAGUACACAAAGCGUCAGCUCUUGCGCCCCAACGAGUCUGGCCAAUUUUUCUCACCUUAGUUCGUUUUCCCAUUUGCUCUUGGCUUUCAGACGUUUCUUUUAACGUCUCCUGAAAUUGGUGCUGCAGCUUAGCUGAGAAAGAAGAUUAAAAUGUAAUUUACUGUAGGGUGGGCAUCAUGUUCCUUACAAUCCAAUGGUUCUUUAACGCUAGGAGCCUGGGAUUUAAUUUUGCUGCUUCUUUUUUAUUUACAGACUCGAAAGUAUUUUGUAGAAAUUUUAAGUGUCUUCCAAAAUUUACUAUUGGGUCAUAUUACCGUGAAAAGUCAAGCGAGUGGAAAAAACGUGUAGGCCCGGGCCUACGGGCCUAGAGGCUGGCUACGCCCCUAGCUUGUUUUGCAGCUUUGCUGCAAAACGAGAUGAAAUAUAACGACUUUGCGCGUUUUACCAACUACGAAACAAACCCGUCUUACAACAAAUGAGGCCGUUGCAUUCUGCUUGAAUACUGACUUCUAACUGAAUAAUACGCGGGAGUCACGUCAUACAAAACAAGUUUGUUUAGGACCGGGAAAACGCGCAACAUGUACAAAAUUUGUUGCAAAUAGUAGAACUACUCUACUUUCUGCAACAAAUUUGCGCAACUUGCCACAAGCUGAAGUGUUGCAAGACAGGUUUGAACGUGGUUAGUAAAACGCAUGACAUAGCUAUUCAACUCGUUUUGCAGCAAUACUUCAAAAAAAGUUGCACGUUCUUGCUUACCGUGCCUUAGGUGGCUCGAAUCGAUUUUUGGCGAUUUCCAAAAAGACUGAGCAUUAACUACGUCGGUCAAGCAGACUAUUUAAAUUUUAUAAGGCUCUCGAGAUAGCUGAUUUCAACAGGUAACUGAAAGAACGAUGUAGUAUCUUAGCAGGUAGAAUGACAGGUGAUUGAUUUAUCAGACAACUAGCAUGUUAAGUCUUACAGUCUUACCUGGCCGUGAAAUCCACGCUGAGCUUAUGAAUCAACUUUGGUAUUUCGGUCUAUCGGAGCUAUUUUACUGAAUGCAUCAAAACCUGCAGACAAAAAUCUCGGUACGUAUUUUCUCGAGUAAGGGGUGAAGUUCUUUUCCAGAGUAGCGUGCUGGUUAGAGGCCCUUUUAACAUCGUGAUGCAGAUAUUUUGGAGGGUCUUUCUAAUCAUUUCCUUGAUGGAAUUUAGAGUAGACUUAUCAAAAGUGCACGGUAUGUCUGUGUUAAGGACAAACGAAAAAGGAUUUGGCAAGCUAGAUGACAAAGUAAAGACAUCACCUACUUAUGAACAUCAGAUGACUCAAGAAAAAAUCGAUCUACUCAAGCACUCAGUUGAAAGGAAUCCUUUCGACAUGUGGUUUUUCAAAGACCGUUUUCGCUCUCAAGCGGUUAAAAUAUUGUUUUCAAGACUUUGGAACAAUGGUAUUGUCUUUAGAGGUAAAACAGCGAAGAGCUUAAAGAAUGCUAUCCUACAAUCACUUAACGGUGAAAAUAUAAACAUUGUUAUAAUGGGAGGUUCAAUCUCAGCAGGUGGAGGAUUAAACUACGAUAGAGAAGACCUCAGGGGAGUGUACUACCGCGUUUUUGCUGACUGGUGGCAGAAAGCCGUAGAACCUUUUACGGAUUCCUCCGCUAAAAUUCAUAACCUGGCUAUUGGUGGAACAUGCAGUAACUUUUUCACUUUUUGUUACAGAGCGUUACUAGGCCCAGGCACUGACAUAGACCUGGCGCUUUUUGACUUUACUGUCAACGAUUACGUGCAGUUUGCAGGUUCCACAUUUCACACAGCUUUACCGUUAGAACAGCUCAUUCGAGAAGUUUUGGGGGAGAAAACAUCCCCAUCCAUUCUUUUCGUAAACUUUGUUCAAGGACAAGCAAAAAUUCCCGUAUGUAAUAACCUAGAGAAUCACGGUCAAACAAUGCUCGCUCAAAAUUAUGGAAUAACCUUAAUAACUCUCCGUAAUUUCCUCUGCUCGAGUCCAUCAAGAGGCAGAAAGUAUCCAAGACUGUAUACCUCUGAUGGUAACCACCCGAGUAUUUUGGCUCACGCACAAAUCGGUUUAAUGAUUAUACAUUAUGUGCGAAAGAUAAUCUUAGAAGUAAUUGCCAGUUUGACCAUUUCUAAGAAGAGAACUUUUUCAAAUAUACUUUUGCCUUCAAAUCGCAAAAAUGUGGUUUUAAACCGUAAUUCUCCAAGUUUCAGUGAUCUCCCAAAACCAGUGUUUACUAAGAAUCUGGUGGAAUUUCUUGACAAUCCACGCUGUUUUACACGCAUUGUACCGGAUGCCACCCAAACGUCGUUAUUACAUCAAACACUUCAAGUAAAAGUAAUCGGAAAAUUCGGAUUUCAGGUUUUGCACGAGACAUUCAUAAAUCGACCGGGCCAUCAGGUGACUCCAGUCAAGACUCUUAACUAUGGCUUACAGAAAUUUCGGACCGAUGCUUAUAGUGGAUGGAUGGCGAAUUCUAUGGAUUCUAUUCUUGAACUGGAAAUAUUCCUGCCAUUAGUUGAAUUGUCCUCUAUGGAUAAACGAUAUGCGAUGAAUGGUGAAAAUAAAAGAAGCGUUGCUAUAGCCAUUCGAACGCACAGUAAUGGGGCAACCGCCAGUGUUUGGGUAGACGAGUUCGAGGAAAAUGGAGUUUUGAUAAAAACUAGCUCCACCUUUGGACACACCAGACUCCAUACCAUUGUUCAGCACGUGACACAGGGUCGUCAUGUGCUAAGUGUUAGGACAGAGACGCCCGGGGUUUUUAUUUUAGUGGGUGUGAUGGUCGGACCAGUAUACAAGUAA
Porites lobata is the source of this 9060-nucleotide messenger RNA. The record is from the annotation of a GenBank genome assembly. NCBI's taxonomy places the organism in Eukaryota, Metazoa, Cnidaria, Anthozoa, Scleractinia, Poritidae.